Messenger RNA from Trypanosoma conorhini, 318 nucleotides. Its product is annotated as 60S ribosomal protein L13. Gene Ontology annotation, biological process: translation. Gene Ontology annotation, cellular component: ribosome; cytosolic large ribosomal subunit. The coding region runs from base 1 to 318 and encodes 105 amino acids. The transcript has a single exon. Gene Ontology annotation, molecular function: structural constituent of ribosome; RNA binding. The record is from RefSeq and is a predicted model, not a curated record. NCBI's taxonomy places the organism in Eukaryota, Euglenozoa, Kinetoplastea, Trypanosomatida, Trypanosomatidae.
AUGAGCGUUAACAUCCAGCGCCUGAAGACGUACAUGAGCAAGCUGGUGCUCUUCCCGGUGAGCUCCAAGAGCGUGCGGAAGGGCGAGGCGACCGAGGAGGAGGUGAAGGCCGCCGCUCAGGACCGCACGCGCUUUGGCACGGCGGCCGUGGGUGGUCUUGUGACGCCCGCCCCCGAGUCCGCGCGCAGGCUGACCGAGGAGGAGCGCACGAAGAACGUGUACAAGUUCCUCAAGAAGAACCACAGCGCGGUCCGCUUCUUUGGUGCUCGCAAGGCGCGCGCGGCGCGAAAGGAGGCCAAGGAGAACGAGAAGAAGUAA